Messenger RNA from Anguilla rostrata (American eel), 3094 nucleotides. RefSeq names its product retinoblastoma binding protein 8 (gene rbbp8). Gene Ontology annotation, molecular function: damaged DNA binding. The record is from RefSeq and is a predicted model, not a curated record. Bases 256 to 2610 code for a protein of 784 amino acids. The transcript is spliced from 20 exons. Gene Ontology annotation, biological process: DNA repair; DNA double-strand break processing involved in repair via single-strand annealing. NCBI's taxonomy places the organism in Eukaryota, Metazoa, Chordata, Actinopteri, Anguilliformes, Anguillidae.
UGUGAACCCAGAAUGCACCCCAAAGCGCGAAUGUUAAAAACGGAUAUAGUGAUACAAAAAGUUAGCUACCGCAACAUAAGGCUGGGCUGUGGCCUUCCAGGGAGCGACAUCUUCCCUAGCUGCAGGCUACGACAUUUCUCCCUCCCACGCUGCCGUGCCAGAGAAACAGAGGUGUUUUGAAGGCUAAGGCCCCCUGACUAUGUGACGCAUAGACACCGGUACGGACACGGACACAGACAGACGUGGGUGGAGAAGAUGAACAACUCAGGCGUGAGUCCCACAUCUUGUGUCUCCAUGGAGACACCCAGUGACCUCUUUAAGGACCUAUGGGCACAGCUGAAGGCGUGUCAUGACACGGAGGUGCAAGGACUGCAAGUUAAAGUAAAUAAGCUGAAGAAGGAGCGGUGUUUAGAUGCCCAGAGGCUGGAGGAGUUCUACAACAAGAACCAGCAGCUGCGUGAACACCAAAAAAACUUACAGGACAAUGUGAAAGUUCUGGAGGACAGGCUGCGGGCAGGGCUGUGUGACCGCUGCGCAGUGACGGAGGAGCACACGAGGAGGAAGCAGGCGGAGUUUGAGUGCGUGCGGCAGCAGAACCUGCGUCUCAUAACGGAACUCAUGAAUGAGCGGAACGGCCUCCUGGAUGAAAACAAGAAGCUGAGUCAGGAGGUGGAGCAGCUACGGAUUUUGAGACGACCGCAAACUCCGUCCCCACACCCGGAAGAGGGCGUGAUCCCCGAUUCCCCGGUCCCGAAGCCUUGCCUGACAACUGUCAAUAAGAUGAGGCGGAAAAAGGACAGCAAGCACAUGCGUUUCGCUGAGAGGCCUGCACCUCUGUCAGGGCAAACUCUGCGCGGUGACGAACCCCAGAUGGGUAUUUCUUCAGUCAACUCACUUGACUCACUUGGGAAGGAUGUGUUGGUGGCAGACACAUGUGAGAUGGAGGUCUCCCAGAUCACAAAAGGCUUUAUGGAGAGGUGCAGGGACCCUGGUGUCACUGUGGUUGCAGAGACUUGCCAAAUGGAGGUAGAGGAGGAGGAUGAAGAGGAGGAGUCCCAGAGUGUAUUUGGGUCCUUCACCACAACAGGGACUUUCCAGGCCCGUGAGGACAGUCAGAAGGGAGUCUCGCUGACAGGAAAUGACAGUCCCAGGCAAUCCUCCACGUCUCCAAAUUUCUCACGGGACAAGGAAUGGCUGCUGGAGCCGAGGACCUCUCCAGUUUUUGGGCGAUCUGCAAAGCCAUUCAAACACCCAGAGAACAGGUUGCCCGCCAAACAUGGCCUUCAGGACACCCCCCAAAUUGCACCUAUUACAUGCAAUUUGGACAGACCCGCUUUUCUGAAUGGGGAGAAAGCAGUAGCUCAUAGUGCUCGGGACCAACUGGCGUUGAGGCGACCUGGGGCCAGGAAGGGCAGGGAAGCCAAUGACGGGGAGAGCAGUGUUGUGGCAGAAAAGCCCUUGGACCUGUCAGACCGGGUGCUGGGUGGGCACCAGACUGACAGGCAGGGCGGCGCUCUGUGCAAAGAUAGACCGAGGCUGGGCACACAACCUGAGCUGCAGAAAAAAACCCCUCUCCCCUCUGGGAGGUCCCCUCUGGCCCUGCUCAUGACCGAAAAUGGUGACCGCUCCUCAGACACUGAUGGUCAGGGCCUGCACAAACACACUGCUGUCUUCAAACUGCCCUCGACUCCCCCCCGUGGCAAGACCGUCACACAACACCUGUUUGAUAUCCAGACCCCAGGUGUUUACGAGUCAAUUGGAAAGAUGAGCCGGGUAGAGAGUAAGGACUCUGAGAAGAACUCUGUACUGCAGCUUAAUCCCUGCUCUCGGGUGAAGAGGAGCAUCUCGCAGGAGGAAGAUGGCAAGCCUGCUGUCACAGAUGACUCUCCAUGGGUCCUGGAACCUGGUGUCUCUCCCUCCAAGCAUGUGGCAGACAGUCCCACGUGCCCUGAGCUGGGCUUGCAUAGGCAGGAGGGGGAGACCGUGGACAUGGACUGCACCUUCGUCAGCCACAGCAUGCUCGUCAAGGGCCUGAGAGAGAAUGGGCACGAUGAUUUGAUCACUGGUAUUGGUCAAAAGGCCAAUGACAGCCUGGUAGAGAUCUUCGAUAGAAGUGCCUAUGGAGAGUACGAGUCGGGCCUGGAGGAUGAGGGUUCUGACCGGGUCCAGGAAGAACACCACGAAGAAGAGGAAGAUGAGUCUCUGGACAUGUCUGAAGAGGAGGCCCAAUCACCUCCAAAUCAGGCUGUUGUAAAGCCUCAUGAAAAUCACAAAGAAAGGGCGAAUGCAUCCUUCGCUCACGUGGAGGUUGUGCGCAAGAAAGAGGAGAGGAAAAAAUUAAAGGGCCAUACCUGCAAGGAGUGUGAAAUAUACUAUGCAGAUCUCCCGGAGUCCGAGCGGCAGAAGAAGCUGUCGGCCUGCUCUCGCCACCGCUUCCGGUACAUUCCCCCGUCCACCCCGGAGCACUUCUGGGAGGUGGGCUUCCCCUCCACUCAGACCUGCGUGCAGCGAGGCUACAUUAUAGAGGAUGACGAACCGGACCUGCGAAUGCGGAGGAGGCGGCCAUACAAAGCAAUAUUCUCUCCCAAAGGCAAGCAGCAGAAGACGUAACCCACCCGUUCUUCAGACGUACUCCUGCCUGCAUUAAUGACCCUUAGACUCGGGGACCUCCUAAAUCCCUUAAGUCUCAAAACGUUAUUGAAGGUGUAACACAACUUCAUUCAUCUUAAAUUUUUGUGCAAAAUUUCCUGCUUGGAGUUAUGUGCCUUUUCAAAGCUUUUGGGCGCUUGCAAGGAAUUAUUACUUGGCAACAUGCCUUUUGGUCUGUUUGGUCAUAAUACAUUAUGCUAGAAGCUCAGAUUUGUACUGAUUGAUGUGUACAGAGGCAUUGUAAUAGACUGAUCUUACCUCAAGGCUGUGUACAAAAUCUGUAAAUAAGGUUAUUUUUCAGAGUAUCUGAAGUGAUACAGUAGAAAUGUUUGACUGUCAUUGUCAUUUUGUAAUUAUCUGUUCAGUUUAAUUUAACUUUGUUUAAUAAUUUGUUAAUUCCUUUUUAAAGAAAUGUUUGAUAAUAAAUUAAUAUUUGAACAUUUAA